Messenger RNA from Drosophila arizonae, 753 nucleotides. RefSeq names its product Odorant receptor 67d (gene Or67d). Gene Ontology annotation, molecular function: odorant binding; olfactory receptor activity. Lineage: Eukaryota; Metazoa; Arthropoda; Insecta; Diptera; Drosophilidae. The record is from RefSeq and is a predicted model, not a curated record. Gene Ontology annotation, cellular component: plasma membrane. Gene Ontology annotation, biological process: detection of chemical stimulus involved in sensory perception of smell; sensory perception of smell.
AUGAUCUGCUUUCCCCUGUACGAGCUCAUCGUCUUGAGCAAGAGAGCCAUGAUCUUGCACUUCCUGAUACCAGGCAUCGAUCACAACUCCGACACUGGAUAUGUGAUUAUGUUUGGCAUCCACUCCGUGUUCUUGAUGUUGGGCGCAUUCGGCAACUUUGGCGGCGACAUGUAUCUAUUUUUGUUCAUUAUUAAUAUUCCGCUGCUGAGGGACAUAUUUAGUGAGAAAUUCAAAGAGCUCAACGAGCUGGUCGUGCAGCCAGACAAGUAUGAGGAGAUGCAUGCCAAGCUCUGGGAUCUACUGGACUGGCAUCAGAAGUACGCAACAAUAUUGCGAGGGACAAAGAAAGUAUACACGGCUGUCAUGUUUGUCCAGCUCAUAUCAACUUGUUAUGGCAUUCUGUUCACUAUCUGCUGCAUCUUCAUGAGAAACUGGCCCACAGCGCCAUUCUACUUACUAUAUUGCUUCAUCGUGCUCUACUCCUUUUGCGGUCUGGGCACCAUUGUAGAAAACACGAACGAACAAUUCACAAAUGAAAUUUACUCGAACUGCCUGUGGUACGAGAUGCCAGUGAAGGAGCAGAAGCUCAUCAUCCUCAUGCUGGCCAAGUCCCAGGACGAACGCUCCCUAACUGCGGCGGACAUGCUCCCACUGUCGAUGACAACUGCUCUGCAAUUGACCAAGGCCAUCUACAGUUUCAGCAUGAUGAUGAUUACGUACUUGGACUACGAGAUAUAAAAGCGAGAUUAUCAA